GUUAUAUGCCUGAACUGAUACUGUUUCGCAAAAUCUGCAAAGAGAUCUCACGCAUACUUUGGUCCAUUAUUUGAUACUAUUGUCUCAGGAAGUCCGUGUCUAGCAAACAUUGACUUUAAGCCAGGAUAUCGUCCGUCAUGCAUAGCGUUCCGUCUUGGCCCUCCGAUAUCUUUGACAUGAUGUUUUGGAAAUACUCUGGCGCUGAUGCUAUGCCAAACGGUAGGCGAUAAAAAAGGUAUCACGCGAAAGGUGUGAUGAACGUGGUUAGAGGAGCGCUCUCUUCAGUCAAAGGUAUCUGCCAGAAACCCGAGUUUGAGUCAAGUUUCGAAAAAUCUUUGCAUUGCUUAGUUUUGCCAAAGCUUCUCUACUGCUGGUAGAAUAUAUCGACUUCUCUUCACACUUUCGUUUAGUUUCGUAAGAUCGAUGCAGACUUUAAUUUUUCCAUUGCUCUUUGGAAAAACGACCAUUCCUGCACACCAGUCGGUUGGUGUAUCUAUCCGAGAAAUGACUCCCAUUUCUUCCAUGCGUCAUAGUUCUUUCUUCACUCGAGGCAAAAGAGAAAUUGCAACACAUCAUGGUGUUGACAAAACACAGGGUUUCGCGCCUUCUUUUAACUCGAUGUGGUGGGCUAUUCCUAGUUUGCCCAAUCCCUUGAAUACUUCCUCAUACCCUGUCAGUAUCCGAUGACUUGAUAUCAACAGUCGAUUCUGGCCAACAGUUAGAGUUUCUCAAUCGCUGGUCUUCCUAGUAGCUAGAGGCUGAUCGAGGUACUUGAUUGCAUACACGGUCUCUUGGAUAACCGUAUCCCUUCUGCGUAAACUGCAUUGGAAUUGGCCUGAUACACGAAGAGCAGUAUUAUUUGGUCCUCGCAAGUGCUUCUGUGAAGGCAAUAAUUUUUUCCUUAGGUAUCUUGCGGAGCUCUCCGGAACUACAGUGACAUCUGCACCUGUGUCUAAUUUGAAAGUAACAGGGUUGCCGUCUAUAAGUAUCUCUACCAUCCAUGGUUUACUCUUCACUUCUGAAAGGGUGUCGAGAUACACAACAUCUUGAGUUGGACUCCUCAUAUCUUCCGAGGUGAUAUUACUGACAGCCUUGGCUCUACAUACUGAUCUGAAGUCUCCUACUCUCUGACAUCUGAAGCACUUCACGUCUCUAGCUGGGCAAGUCUGUCUACUGUGGGAAGGGUGUCUGCCACAGCGACCACAAGGUUCCCUUGCUUAGAGUUUCUUAUCCGUGAAUUGUUUGUUCCACAUAGGUGUAGGCUGCUGUACUUGGACUAUCUUGUUUCUUCAGUGGUUUAUUCUUAGUCUGGACUGGGGCUAUUCCUGCCAACGAUCGAGGUUCUCAUUGAUUUCUGUUGUGCUUUCACUAAUUCACUUUGGCGCGCUGCUGUUAUUGCUUUUUCUAGUGUGAGUGCAGCAUCUAACUGAAGUAUUCAGAAAGCUUUGCAUCUCUGAGACCAACGACAAUUUCUAUCACGUACCAGUUCAUCAUGCAGAGUCUUGAACUCACAAUGUUCUGCAAGACGAUAUAGUGAAGUGAUGAAGCUCUCGACCGACUCACCUUGUUGGACGCGUUGAUGGAAGCGUUGUAAACGCUCGUAAAUCACGUUGCGCUUACAACUUGGAAAUAACAGUGUUGAAGUUCUUCCUCUCGUCUUCUGGCAGUCGUAGAGACGUUAGUAUAUCCUCUGCUCUAGCUAUCUCAUAGAGUAAACAAACGUGGAACCUUUAAUUCCGCCGUCUUUCGCGUGUAGACCUGUUGCUUCACAGUAGUGAAGGAAUCUUUUUUCCAGCGUUGCCAUUUUCCUAGUCUCGCGAAUUCAAAGCGGCCGGAGGCGGAAACGUAGGUGUUUCCAUUAUCACUAGCGAUUCCACUUCUGUCACUAUGUAGCGUCUGUAGGUAGCAUCUCUGAUGUCGCGUCAGUACACGGAUUCAGAUUUGCUAUAUUCUCCACGUGUUCGCUAACAUACGAGUCAUCAACUGACAUACGUAGCUCAACAAGCUCCGGACACUAUGCUGCUACUAUCAGGGUUGCAGGCGGUCGUCAAUUUUGGAGCCAAAUUUGGGUGCUACUGCCCUGUACCUAGAGCCCAGGACCGUCUCUGUAUAUACGGCUCUGGUCUUCCGCAGAUCCGUGUAGCCUCGUAUAGACAGACCGUUGAUAGCAUAUUUCCUGUACAGUGUACAGUACUUGGCGUGACACAGAGUCCAGACUCUAACGAUAUCAUUGACUCCGGGAAAGGAACACAUUAAAUUUUUAGUUUCAUUGUUAACUUGGAGUCUUCUGGAGUCAUAGAAUCCGUGUCUGGAGCCUAGUUUGGCUUCGCUGCCCCCGGUAACAACACUCCUGACUACAAGACCUAGCAAGUCCAGCUAUCUAGCAACCGGUACCAACCGGACUUUCCAGUAUUUAUUGUGCAGUAAAUUGCAUGGUCUGAUGAGACUAUCACUCAGCAGAACGAUAUCUCUGUCGUUUUUAGUUUACGCUUUGAAUGUUACUAUAUUAUAUAUUUCUAAACGAUGGAUUUUUCGAGAAGAAGCGGAACAACGUAGCUAGCAAAAAUCGCGCUAAGAUACUGUGUAUUUUACUCCAGGAAGUCAUCAGCUUCUGCUUGAAGGCAUCAGCAGCUCUAGCAAGUUACUGUUGUAGUAUAGAUCGACAGAUAACUAACGAUUCUCUAUCAUCAAAGCAAGUGGGACUACAGAGUAAAUAGUAACUUCAAACUUGUGACAGAAGUGGAGAGUGACAAACAAGCGAGACAAAGUCCGCAGUGUGUACAGCUAGAAUAGAGCACUGUGUGUGAUCUUCAUCUCUCAUCCGGGCAGUGGCCAUAUUCUAGAAUGAAAACAGAAACAAAACCCGUCUAGCCAGAUUGUCCGGUGACUUGUUGCGCAGUUUGGAGACAUCAUGGACUGCUGCGUCGUCUUCUCUUCAACCAAUUCGGUCGAUGGUGGGUGGGCAUGGAUUAUACUCGGCGCAAGUUCUCUCUUGCUUUUCUUCGUGGGAGGGACGCUGGCUUCCUUCGGGGUUCUCUAUGUUGGGAUCAACGAUUAUUACUCGCAGAGUUCUUCCAGUUCUUUGACAAACAGUUCAAUGUUGUUAAACUCCACCACCACCGUCUCGCGUGAUCACGACAACGCUAAAGUUGUGAUAGGUAUUGCGGUAACGCGUACACCAUCUUUAAAUGCCGUGCAUGGAUUUACAAUAGAGUAUCGUGGCUGUGCUUUCUGUUGGUGCAGCAUGCACGUCUAGACAGUAAUAUACAGAGAUGUUUAUGACUAUAACUGUGUUUUGCAUGCAUGUUCUUUCAGCAUGCGUUGGAUCCUUGUCAGUGUCUCUGGUCUGUUUUAUCGGUCCUAUUAUGAACGGUCUGAUCGAAAAGUUUGGUCCGCAGCGUGUUCUGCUUGUUGGUACAGCGCUUGUGGUUGCCGGUUUUCUCCUCUCUUCCUUUUCAGACAGCAUUUGGCAGCUCUUUCUGACGUACAGCGUACCGGUCGGAGUGGGUUGUUCAUUCGUGUGGACAACGUCACUUUCGUUAUUACCUCAUUAUUUCGAAAGAUGGCUUACUGUUGCGUCGUCCGUCGCGAUGACGGGCCGGUUUCUUGGCAUGGCUAUCAUAACUCCAAUAUCUCGUAUUUUGAUGAAAAGUUACGGUUGGCGUCGAAUGCUGCAAUUCUUUACUCUCAUCGGCGUUCCCAUGUGCGCUUGUGCUGCCCUGUUUCGUCCUUCUGCCGGUAGUCGACGUAGAAAAAUAGAUGCGAUGAGACGCGUGGGCAACUGCUGCAAACUACAGAGGAACGUGAGACUAACGUUCUACUGUUGGAUAGGAGCUCUGCAGUGCACUGCCAUCACUAUUCCCAUGACUUACAUUGUCGAAUAUGCUGAAGAAACUGUGGAAGUUGAUGAGGAGCAAUCUGGAUUUCUUCUCACCGCCAUGGCGGUAACGGCCGCUUUUUCUAGCAUUGCCACUGGCUUGAUAGGUCUGCGAAUAAAGCGUAAGAUGUUUUUGGUUCAACUUCUCAUUGCGGUCGGUGGCCUUUCUUCAUUGCUGUUUCCCUUCUAUCAAUCCUAUCAGCAUCUCAUCGUUUACAUGAUCAUACAAGGAGUCUGUUUCGGCUACGUGUCUCUAGUAUAUCUUGUUCCACUGACGUCGCAAAUGAUCGAUGUAAACGACGCAUGCGACGCAUUCGGAUUGCAGUCCUUUGCAAUGGCCUUUGGGUCGCUUGGAACGGCUAUAGGCGGAGGAUUGCACGAUCUAGUGGGCAGCUAUACGCCUGGAUUUCUUCUGUCUGGUUCUAUCUCUGUCGUAGUGUCCGUGAUUCUCUUUCUAGAUGAGUACUUGAAGAAAAAAUGUGGUAGGAAAGGUAAAUAUUCGAUUGAAAAAACGACUGGAACGGCCGAAGCAGAUGCUGCUGCUGUUGCUACCAAAGACGACAUUCGGACGGCGAUCUACUAUGAAACAUAUGUUUAGAUUAAUUAGGCCGCAAGAUUUUUGAAAUUGAGUCUCACUCUUGGCUGUUGCGAAUAUCUAGACUUACAAUAAUUUGUUGCUUGGCGAAUACACUGUAUACUGUUUGGUAAGCACUAAUCAUAACUAAGCUAUCGGUAUGUGUAACUAGAGUUUGUCUGCCAUCAGCGUGUUUGUUGUUGUUUGACUACUAAUUCAUGUUUACUGGAAAUUAAUUAAUAUUAAUAUUAAUGAUAACCUGGA
This is a messenger RNA of Corticium candelabrum, 4715 nucleotides long. RefSeq names its product monocarboxylate transporter 13-like. Gene Ontology annotation, molecular function: transmembrane transporter activity. Gene Ontology annotation, cellular component: membrane. NCBI's taxonomy places the organism in Eukaryota, Metazoa, Porifera, Homoscleromorpha, Homosclerophorida, Plakinidae. Gene Ontology annotation, biological process: transmembrane transport. The record is from RefSeq and is a predicted model, not a curated record. The transcript is spliced from 5 exons. The coding region runs from base 3273 to 4475 and encodes 400 amino acids.